Molecule: messenger RNA, 1818 nt
Organism: Diaporthe citri
Lineage: Eukaryota; Fungi; Ascomycota; Sordariomycetes; Diaporthales; Diaporthaceae
Exons: 6
Coding region: 1-1818 (605 amino acids)
Source: RefSeq, a predicted model, not a curated record
AUGACCAAUUCCAACGAAGCCACCACCGGCGAAAAGCGCAAGCCGGACGAUGACGCCCAACCCCGCCCCGCAAAGGCCCAGAAGGUGGACGACAAGGUGCAGACAACCUUGGACGACACUAGCGGAUCCGGAGCGGCUAGCAGCAACGACAAGACGGGAAAGCAACAUGACAACCCACCCGAGCCCGGGGCUGAUCCCAAGUCCAACGACAAGAGUUCCAGCCAACACGAAACUGCUGUUGAGCCCCACGGCCGCGAAGGGGCCACGCCGUCCAAUAUACUCGAGAAAGGCAUCAUCUAUUUCUUCCUCCGUGGCCGCGUCGGCAUCGACCACCCAGAGCAGGUCUCCGACAUUGCACGCACCUUCAUCCUUCUCCGCCCUAUCCCAACAGACGCCAAGCUCGGCGACGGCCCCAUUGGCGACGCUGGCAACUCUCGCCUCAUCGCCAUCCCAAAGAAGAAACUUCCCAAGACCGGACGGGACCGCUGGAUCGCCUUCGUGGAGAAGACCAACGCGAGCUUUGACGACUUGAAAAAUGAUUUUCUCCCAGCCAAUGACUACGACACCAAGACGGCUGGUGUCAGACACUCGCCACCAGCUGUCCCGCUCGGCCAGGGUGUCUAUGCUUUGACCACGACCGGACGUGAAAGCCACCUUGCCUACAUGAUUACCCUCCCUUACGAGCUGGGAGAGGUGCAGACAACCAUCGGCCUCAAGGAGAAGGGCAGCUGGAUACUCAGUACCAGGAACCCCCAGUACCCUGCGCCGAGCAAUACUGGACUGCCCGAGAGCCCGGAAUAUUCCCACGAGAUUCUAGACGAGUUUCGUUCCCUGCGAUGGAUGGGAACAGUGCCCAAACACCUCGUACUCAACGCUCAGUUCCUCCUUGUGGGUGAGUCGUCUGGAAUCCAAAAGGCCAUGGAGCCAGACGAAGAGGACAAGGACGACAAAGACGCGAAUGAGCCUGUAGAGGAGAUGGAGGAGCUGGAGCACGAAGAUGUCAAGCGCAUGGAACAUCUCGGUAAGACAGACUCGGACGCAAUCUUCCUCGAUCUCGAGGCCAACCUCGGAGAAGAUGAUGAACUCUUCGGCGCACCGUUGGGCUGGGUCCCGAUGUCGGGGGCCUACUCGUUGCCUGAUCCAGCAUACACAUGGACAUCUGAUGACCGCAGCCUUAUUGAGGUUCUGGGAGGUGUCAUCGAGGACGGCAAAUUGAGAUUCCCGUCCCCGGAUCCAGGGGAAAUCCCGGAUUCAGAACAUGCUCAGCUAGAGGCCUCAGAAAAUGCCCAGGCUCCAGAGUUCCAGAAGAUGCACAGGCUUCAGAAGAUGCACAGGCUUCAGAAGAUGCUCAGGCUUCAGAGCAUGUCCAUAUCUCAGGAGAUUCUCAGGGCUCAGGAGAUUCCCAGGGUUCAGGAGAUGCCCUCAGUUCAGGAUAUCCCCUCAGUUCAGGAGAUACCCGCAGUUCAGGAGAUGCCCUCAGUUCAGGAUAUGCACUCCCUUCAGGAUAUGCCCUCCCUUCAGGAGAUGCCCUCAGUUCAAGAGAUGCCCUCAGUUCAGGAGAUACGGUCAGUUCAGGAGAUGCCCUGGGUUCAGAAGAUGCCCAGGGCUCACAAGAUGCUCAGGGCUCACAAGAUGCUCAGGGCUCACAAGAUGCUCAGGGCUCACAAGAUGGCCAAAGCAGCAGCAGUAUCGAUCCAAUCGAAGUCCCGCAACUACCUGACCAUCCUUCGGCUUGUUGGCCUAUCUGAUCCCGGGCUCGUCGAAGAGCUGGGAGGAACGUUCAUUAACGGCAUAGCCUAUUGCCCACUCGAUACUUGA